Biomphalaria glabrata is the source of this 4194-nucleotide messenger RNA. RefSeq names its product gephyrin-like. The transcript has 17 exons. Gene Ontology annotation, cellular component: cytosol; postsynaptic membrane; dendrite. The coding region runs from base 97 to 2160 and encodes 687 amino acids. NCBI's taxonomy places the organism in Eukaryota, Metazoa, Mollusca, Gastropoda, Planorbidae. Gene Ontology annotation, biological process: Mo-molybdopterin cofactor biosynthetic process; glycine receptor clustering; postsynaptic neurotransmitter receptor diffusion trapping. The record is from RefSeq and is a predicted model, not a curated record. Gene Ontology annotation, molecular function: molybdopterin molybdotransferase activity.
UAUAUUUAGACAUAGAUCCAGAAGUCUAGAUGAUCUCUGUUGUUGCACUUUGAAAAACACUAGUUUGGCAGCUCUUCCUUUAAAACCUGUUACCAUAUGAUACCUCUAAAGAUGGCUGAUCGCGAUUCUCCCAAUAUAAAUGUUGGGAUAUUAACCAUAAGUGAUUCCUGCUACAAUGGAUCCGCUACUGAUAGAAGUGGAGAAAAUCUCAAACAUCUUGUGGAAACUGGAAAACUGAUUAAAGGCACUGUGGUUACAAAGGACAUUAUCCCAGAUGAACUUGAUCAAAUUAAGGCUAAACUUCUUCACUGGAGUGACCAUCUCAAGCUUGACCUUAUCCUGACCACAGGAGGUACUGGUUUUGCUCAUCGUGAUGUCACACCAGAGGCAACUAAAGCUGUUCUUGAAAAAGAGGCCAUGGGACUGACAGUAGCUAUGCUCAAAGGUUCACUUGAUAUUACUCCAAUGGCAAUGUUGACAAGGUUGGUGUGUGGUUCUAGAGGCAGUACUCUCAUUAUUAACCUCCCAGGAAGUACCAAAGGCUCAUCGGAGUGCUUUCAGAUUGCAUCUGUGGCCAUACCACAUGCAGUAGACCUGCUUCGUGGGCAUAAGUACCAGGUGGAGAGAACUCAUUCUGCACUCCAAGCUGAACACAACCUUUCACAGCAGCAUGGUCACAGUCAUGGGCACAGUCAAGAGAAGCUCCAUUCUUCAUCAGGCCUCCCUCGGAGCCGUCACAACUCCUCUGGCCACCAAUCCAGUCGUAUGUCACCCACAGCCCUGCCGCACCCUCCCUUGCUGAAUGAUGGGGACAAGGGAAACAACCACCACCAUCACCACCACCACCGCUGCCAUGCCCACAGUCAUGUUAAUGCUGAUCAGGUUGCCCUGAGAUCAAGAGAAUCACCGUAUCCCAUCAUCCCUGUAAAGCAAGCAGUGUCCAUUGUUCUGGAAAGUGUGUCACUUCUGCCUGUUGAACCUGUAGAAAUUACAUGUGCAUUAGGUCGUUACUUGGCAGCAUCUGUCUAUGCUGCUGAUCCCUUGCCUCCAUUCUGCGCCUCAAUCAAAGAUGGGUAUGCUGUCAAAGCUGAAGAUGGUGCAGGAGUUAGGAUGGUGUAUGGAGAGUCUUCAGCAGGUGAUGUGCCAGAGAAAACUGUUACUUCGGGUUUCUGUAUGCGCAUUAACACUGGCGCCCCAGUUCCAAAUGGUGCCGAUGCUGUUGUACAAGUUGAGGAUACAGAACUUGUUGAGGCCUCGGUGGACGGCAAGACAGAGAUACAGAUCAGGAUUCUCAAGUUUCCGACUGUUGGUCAAGACAUCAGGCCUGUUGGAUCGGAUAUUGAGAAAGGUCAAGAGGUUCUUAGUGUUGGACAGAGACUUGGUCCAUCUGAGCUUGGACUACUUGCCACUGUGGGUGUAACCACUGUCCAGUGUUAUUCUUUACCAACUGUCGGUGUUCUGUCUACUGGUAACGAGCUGGUUGAACCUCAUGCACCGCUAACUGAAGGUAAAAUCAGGGACAGUAACAGAACAGUUUUGUUAGCUCAACUCAAGGAGCUUGGUGUGCCAUCUGUUGACCUAGGGAUCGCCAGAGACAGCCCUGACACUUUGCUACAGAAGCUCUCUGAUGCCAUGGACAUGGUGGAUAUUGUAGUCACGACAGGCGGAGUCUCAAUGGGAGACAAGGAUUACCUAAAGCAGGUCCUUCUGGUGGACCUUAAAGCCAAAAUUCAUUUUGCCCGAGUUCUGAUGAAGCCAGGGAAGCCAACAACUUUCGCGACACUAGAGCACAAAGGGAAAACAAAAAUUGUGUUUGGUCUCCCUGGCAACCCAGUCUCGUCUAUAGUCACGUGCCAUUUGUACCUGGUGCCGGCCAUUCGGAAGAUGUCCGGCUGCCCGAACCCACUUGGGACAGUGAUAAAAGUCAAGGUGGAUAGAGACCUUAUUCUGGACCCCAGGCCUGAGUACCACCGAGCUUCCUUGACCUGGGAUGCUGACGAUGCCACCCCUACCGCCCACACCACAGGAAAUCAGAUCAGUUCACGCCUUCUCAGCAUGAGCUGCGCCAGUGUCUUGAUGAUGCUCCCAGCUAGUUCUCCAGGGGCCUCGCACAUCCCCAAAGGCGCCCUUGUUGACGCACUGGUUAUCGGUCCUGUCUGAAGUCUUUUUUUAGUGCAUAUAUCUAUGUAUAUCUAGUAAUCAAGUUAUAAUAUGAACAUCAGAGUAAACAGAGCACAUGAUAUAUCAUUAGUACUUUAAGUGAGGAAUGUUAGAUCUCAGUUUAGACAAAGUCAGAACAAAAGCUCACUUAUAUACACUGGUGUUGUUUGUUUGUUUUUUUUAUGAAUUUUUUUUCUAUUCAGAAUGUUUUGCACCAUUUAACGCCCACACAUACAAGUAAGAUAGAACUAUGGAUCAAUGCAUAUAUGUCUGUAAUGUAACAAUGUGUCUAGUAAUUGGGGUAUGAUUUAACUCGCUGAAAAGAAUAUUUUUUGCUUAGUGUUCUUGGAAAGUAUGUUUAUCACUAACAAGCAAAAUAUAUUAAAAAAAAACAACUUGAAAAACUGCAUAAUUACUGCCAUAUCUUUCAAUACUGCCAGAUUUAUCUCCAUUUUAUAUAUUAAGAUCAUAAUUAAUUAAUCACCACUAUUUAAUUGGUAAUUUAUUUUAUAGAUUGAUGUAUUGUUUUUGACAAUGAAUAAUUUUUCAAAGUUUCAACUUAAUCAGAGAAUGGGACAUGGGAGAAAUAAUCUGUAAAAGAUUUGUACCAGACUUCACAACUUUGGAGUGUAAAUCUUGAAACCUUUUUGACUUCCCAUAACCUUGUUUUUGUUGUGACAUAAUCAAAAUUGUCAUCAGUGGGUGGAGUUGGUGUUGAUGGUUGGCUAGAAUGAAAUAUAAAUUCAAAGGCCAAGAUUUGUAGUGAUUAAGCUUAUUGAAUCUAUUACUACGUUGUUUUUUUCUCUGUGUUAUGACCAAUCAGUAAGUGAACAAACUCUGUGAUACUUUAAAGAAAGAAAUAAAAUCUUAACUAUUUUCAGCUAGGAUCAAACAUGAAUUUUUCUUUGGAACAUUUUUUAAAAAAUGCCACCAUCUAUUGAUCUCACAAUGUUGUGACCAUUGUUAUAUGUAUGUAUAAUGUAUGUAUAUAGAUAGAUAGAUAGUUAUGUAGAUUUAUUGCUGGUCAUGAUUACUUAGCUCCCCACCCCAACAAAAACAUGCACACAGUUUAAUGAAGAAAACCUACUGAUAUUACAGGCCCAGUGAAAGCCAAAAUCUCUGUCAAGAUAGUAGAAAUAAGUCCAUGUAGACGUCCUGACAUAAAACAAUGCUUGCUGUAGAACUUAUUUGAUUGACACAUUGCUCUGAAUGAACAAAGGCAAACUAGUUAUAGAGUGAGAUUUGUUUUGUCCAUUGCUUAGUACAGAUGCUUCCAAAGUUAGUGCCUUAAUCAAAAGAUUAACAUUCUAGCAUUGCCAGUUAUUUGUUUCAUGGCAAUGCCAGGAGUGGUCACUAAUACUUACACUUAAGAGUUGAUUGUAGUAUUACAGACAAGCCAAAUGUUUCUAUUUAGUUUUGUGUUUCCGCUAUGAACAGGCUUGUUGGCCUGAAAUUUACGGUCAGUAAAUGUACCCAACAGAAUGUUACAACGGUUGCUUGGAAAGUUUGUAGAACAUGACCUCAAAACUUUACAAUGUGUUUCUUUUUUGUAACCUUGGAAUGAAAUUUGACAGGGUUUUUUGUUGUUUUUUUUUGUUUAGUUCUUAAGACUCAAACAAUAACUUUGCAUUUCCUAUAGUAACUUUUCAAAAAUUAAACAAAUGUAAACUACCAAUUACAAAUCAUUUUUAUAAAGUAUAAAUGAUUAAACUUUCACAACUCUAUGAGAGUAUACACUAUUAUAUUAGGGCUAGCAAACUUUUCAAUGUAACUUUUAGUUCAACAUUUUGUUUUCACAUUUCACAACACAAAUGUGAUUAAUAGUUGAAGAUAUUGUGAUUAGAUCUCAUUGACCAUGUCAACUUACUUUGUCAAUGUUAUUACUUUGUUUAGUUAAAUGUAACUUUCUAUUUCUUCUUGACAGCAGAAAUCCACAUAUGAGAUUAUUGAUGCAGAAAUGUUUAUGUUUUAUUAUUUCUAUUUUCAUACUUAGAAUUGGUUUGAAUAAACUAAACACUAUAGUAAAUAUCUGAA